Molecule: messenger RNA, 10294 nt
Organism: Gorilla gorilla gorilla (western lowland gorilla)
Lineage: Eukaryota; Metazoa; Chordata; Mammalia; Primates; Hominidae
Gene: ZDHHC21
Product: zDHHC palmitoyltransferase 21
Exons: 9
Coding region: 3281-4021 (246 amino acids)
Biological process (GO): peptidyl-L-cysteine S-palmitoylation; protein targeting to membrane
Cellular component (GO): Golgi apparatus; endoplasmic reticulum
Molecular function (GO): protein-cysteine S-palmitoyltransferase activity
Source: RefSeq, a predicted model, not a curated record
CAGGAGAGUGCGGUCUGACUGGGUCCGCGGCUCUGGGGCCGCGGCGCGAUUGCAGGAGUUUCGGCCCUCAGCGGCUCCCAUCGCGGCUCCCGGGAGCUAAGCGAGACGGCGACGGCGGCAGUCGUCCCUCCCCACGCGGGCGCGCGGGCAUGCGGACACCCACUCGGCCGGUCCAGGCCCUCAGCCUCCCGGAAGCGGAAGGGGAGAGCGGCCCGGCCUGGGCGGCGGCGCCGGAGGAGGCGGAGGUGGCGCGGCAGGAGGAGGGGAAGGAGCUGCUGGCGGUCGGGAGAGCGGCGGCAGCGAGAGGCGAGCCAGCGGCGACGAAUGAAGAACUUUUUCACUUACUGCAGGAUUUUCAGCUUCAGCAAGCAGGUUCUCAUGGAGAACUGUUAUUGAAGAGAGAUCCAUUUGGUGGGAUAUAAUUAAAAAAAUGAAUCAAAAGAAAAUCUCUAAAUGCAGAUGCCAGAAAAAUUACAGCACAUCUCAGUGAAUUUGCAAGUGGUAAGUUUGCUUUUGAUUUUACAUGGUGAUAUAUUUUGGAGUUAUGGGCCAUAGUAUCCUUGGAGUCUUAUGCUUAGAUGCACUUAAUUGUCAGUUAGCAAAUGUAGUUACUUUAUGUUUAUUUAAAAGUUUUUAUACUAAAUUUUAACCAAACCUGUUUUCUUAAAUAAGACUUUUUCUAUAGAGAAAAAUAAUCUGUAAAUAAUAUGAGUUUCAGAAACAUCUUUCUGAAUCGUAAGUCUUAUAUGGCUUUACAGCGAAUCCUUCUGUACUUCAUUUUUAAAAAUACUAAUUUUAAAAGCAUUUACUAUAAGGAUAAUAUAUAGUGACAAAGAGGCCUAAAUUAAACAGUUAGUUUGUAAGUUUAGUGUCUCUUAGGUUAUCUUUAUUUUUAAGUUAAUUGAAAAGAAUUUAGAAGUACAUGGUUGUUGAUAAACUUAGAAGAAAACAUAAAUAUUUGAAAGCCUUCCUUUUCACUACUCCUUUCUCUCUCAGCCCAUUGAGAACAGUUUGGCUGGUCUGUUUUCUUGCAGUCUUUUCUUCCUGUACUUGUGCAGAAAUUACUUAUGCACAUACCUGCAUAUUUUUUCUAACAAAAAUGUUAUAUAAACUAUUCUAUAAGUUGCUUCCCCAACACUUAAUUUUGAAAAAUUUCAAACAGAAGCAUUGGAAGAAUUUUGUUUAACAUCUGAAUACCUAUGACUUAGAUUCUUACCUAACAUUUUAACAAAUUUCAGCACAUACUCAUCUGUCUUUCUGUCCACUAUGUUAUUAAUAUGGGGGAUUCAUUUCAAAGUAAAUUGCAGAUGUCAGUAUGCUUCCUCUCUACAUAAUUCAGUAUACAUAUUGCUAACUAGAUCUCAGUAUUGGUUUAUAGUUUCUUAAAGGUAAAUUUACGUACCAUGACAUGCAACAAUCUUAAGUGUACAUAUGCUGAGUUUUGAUAAAUUCAUCUUUGUAACUCAGACUCCAUUAUCAACAGAAACAUGCUUGUUAGCACCACAGAGAGUUCCCUCAUGCCUCUUCCUGGCCUGUCUCUAUCCCUGUCUCUUUCCAGAAAAACCAGUUACGGUCUGUUCCCUCUCCACUCCUAAUGGAUUUUGCCUAUAUCACUUGCUUUAUUCACUCAGCAGUAUGUUGUGGGUAGUUAUAUGCAGAUCUAAAUCUGCCUUCUUUUCUGCCUUAAAAAAAAAUUGCAAUAGCUUGGAAAUAGUCUACACUAUGGGUGUAUUAGAAUUUAUUUGAUCAUUCCCUUUUCUCUACAUGGACAUUUAGAUUGUGCCAUAUUUUUAUGAUUACAGAAAGUGCUGUAUCCUUGUACAUCCUUGUCUGUAUAUAUACAGUUUCAGGAGUACUUUUUAGGUAAUACUAAAGAUAAAACUGCUGGGUAAAAGAGUUUUACAUUUUGAUACAUACUGCCAAAUUGCCCUCCCAGGAUGAUUGUAUCAGCUUACAUGCCCACAGUAAUGUAUGAGAGUGUCCUUUUUUUUCUGUGCCCUCUUAACAUUGGAUAUCAUCUUUCUAAAAGUUUUUCAAUACAAUAGAUGAAAAAUGUACCUUGUUAAUUCCUAAUCAGUAAUGAUUAGCCAUUGGAUUUUUUUCCCUUUGUGAAUUGCUUCUUUAUAUAUUUAUGUUGUAUGCCUCUUGUCGGUCAUGUGUUGCAGUAUUUUUUCCAGGAAUGCUUUGUCUUUUAACUUUGCUUUUCAUGUGUUUUGGGCUUCAGAUGUGUUAAUUUUUAUGUGGUCAGACAUGGUUGAUGGGUCUUCAUUGUGAAGGCCUUCCUUAUUCCAAGAAUAUAAAACCACUUGCUAUUCUAAUAGUUUUCCUUUUAAUGAAAUUUAGAAGAAAAAGAUAAAUCAUUGUGAACUGAAGUGCCAGGAAAAAUUUCAAAUGGAGAGUGAGAUUCAAAUUGGCCUUGAAGUCUGAGUUGAAUUUAGAUGAGUAAGCAGAAUGGUAGGCACAUUUCAGACAGGAGGCAUGGAUGGAAUAUCGUCAAACAGUGGUAACAGGACCACUUAGGCUGAGGUGAAGAAUCACAUAAAACUGUAAGCAUAGACAUAUGUGUUCGGAUAGAUUUCUUGGUAAUUAUUUUGGCUAAUCUUUAUGCUUUUCUAAAAUCUGCAUCUUGAUGUUAUAGUUUUCUGUCAUUUUCAUGGUGACUUGAAUAUUCUUCUUGAGGAGAAUAUAUGGUGAAAUACAGUUGCCUGAAAAGGCAAAAAAUAGUGGUAUUCUUUUGGAGUAAGUUGAACAUUAUAAAUAUUUACUCAGUCUGGUUUAUUAGAGUUAAAUUAUAAUUGUUUUUAAAGUUUGUGCUGUAGUAAUUUACAUCAUUUAGUCACUGUAGUCAACUAUAGUUACCAGAUAGCAAUCUUAAAAAAUGUUGAAGUACCAGUAUAUCCACUAGUUACUUAAUCAGAGUUUUGAGUUAUGAGCUCACCAUUUAAUAUACAAAUUAGUAUGUCAGAAUCUCCAGCUAAUGAAAGUAUUUUAUGAAUGCUGUCCUUAAGACCGAGUAACAGCAUUGUGUUCAGUUUGGUUGUUGCUCAGGAUGUGUAAUAGUUUCUCUUCAGCCAUAAGCCACGCCUGGUAGAUAUUAAUUGAGUGGAGAGAUCUUGCACCUCUUCCAGUUAUGCAUUUGUGGUUUGUCAUCUGAUUUGGAGCACUUGGAAGAUCACUGUUUUGUGUUCUACGACCCAAUUGAGAGGAUUAUGUGGAGCUAAGUUUUACCAAUCAGGAUCAUCCUUCCUUGUGGGUUAGCAGGCAGUUAUAAGAUUGCAAAAUGGGUCUCCGGAUUCACUUUGUUGUUGACCCACAUGGUUGGUGCUGCAUGGGUUUGAUUGUCUUUGUUUGGUUAUACAAUAUUGUUUUAAUUCCCAAAAUUGUCCUCUUUCCUCACUAUGAAGAAGGACAUAUUCCAGGCAUAUUAAUAAUAAUAUUCUAUGGCAUUUCCAUAUUCUGUCUGGUUGCCUUAGUGAGGGCCUCCAUAACUGAUCCAGGAAGACUCCCUGAGAACCCCAAGAUCCCACAUGGAGAAAGGGAGUUCUGGGAAUUAUGUAACAAGUGUAAUUUGAUGAGACCAAAGCGUUCCCAUCACUGUAGCCGCUGCGGCCACUGUGUGAGGAGAAUGGAUCAUCACUGUCCAUGGAUUAACAAUUGUGUUGGUGAAGAUAAUCAUUGGCUCUUUCUGCAGUUGUGUUUCUACACUGAACUUCUUACUUGCUAUGCACUGAUGUUUUCUUUCUGCCACUAUUACUAUUUUCUUCCACUAAAAAAGCGUAAUUUGGACCUCUUUGUUUUUAGACAUGAAUUGGCCAUAAUGAGACUAGCAGCCUUUAUGGGCAUUACUAUGUUAGUUGGAAUAACUGGACUCUUUUACACUCAACUAAUUGGCAUCAUCACACCUUGCAGUCUCAUCCUACUCAAGUGUGGCUCUGUAUCCAACAACAGUCUUGGAGAUCUCAUGAAGAUUUCUGAAACUUUUGCUCUGCAGGAUACCUUCCUUUGUGGUUAUGUGCCCUGAAAACUCCAGCCUCCGUGUCUUCAAUUCAGUGAGACUACUACUCUGCUUGGAUUCCCCUCUUAUACAAUGGUCUACCACGUGACUGCAAGCAGAAAUCUAAGGGAAUUUCAGGAGUCACCUCAUUUAUUUUCCUUUUUUUCAGGGAUUAUAGUAGUACUAUACCACCUGUCAGCCAAUGUGUGAGAAUGGUGGUUUCAUACAUUUUCUCCAAUUCUUUCAUUGUUACAGGAGCCUCCAUUACUUUUCAAACAGUAAUGCAGUUGCAGUUGCCUCUCCUUUUCUUCAUUAUGUCUUUAUCUCUGGCAGUUUGAGCCAAGAGAGGGCAUGGAGAAGUACAAUGACUAGAGAGCACUUCUGUUGAGGCUCAUUCAUUGACUCCUACCCCAGUGCUUUAUGAAUGUGUGCUGCAGAUGUCAUACAGCAUCACAGCUUCUUCUCUAAUUUAUGAGCCAUAAUUUUUUUUUUUGUAUUUUCAUUGUAUUACCUGCUUGGUUGCAAGAGGAUGAUGAGGAGGACUACUAUAGGAUAAAUUUGUUUUUAUAGAGCAAUUUCUCAUGGAUCACGAGGGAUGGUACCCCGUUUUCCUCAUUGAUAUCGGCUUGAUCAUCUGAGUCAGUGGGCUCAUUGUGGAAACAUAUGGAAUCCUUUAUGCUUUUUCUCAGGCUGCUUCUGUUGCAUGAAAUAAAGCCAGAGUUGAUUGUGAAUUGAAGCCUCUGUAGAUACUUUUUAAAAGAUCUUGUUCCGUCAGCCUUAUAACUAAUCAUCAUCAUCAUUACCACCACCAUCAUCAUCUAUACUUUAUUGAGGAAUCUCAACCCACUGGAGCAAAGAUAUAAAGCUUUUUUUGUAAGUAAAUGUGCCCUGUUAACUCCCAUUUGCGCUACUGGAUGAUGGCUCCCUUAAUGACAUUUUGCUUAGAUUCUGUAAUGUUUUUCAGUCACUUUUCUUUAUCAAAACAUUUAUUCUGAUAGUUAAGCCUUGCUCAUGUUUAAUUUUAAUCUUUUUUUUUUUUUUUUUUUGAGACAGAGUUUCGCUCUUGUCGCCCAGGCUGGAGUGCAGUGGCGCAAUCUUGGCUCACUGCAACCUCCGCCUCCCGGGUUCAAGAGAUUCUCCUGCCUCACCCUCCCGAGUAGUUGGGAUUACAGGCACCUACCACCACGCCCAGCUAAUUUUUGUGUUUUUAGUAGAGAAGGGGUUUCACCAUGUUGGCCAGGCUGGUCUCGAACUCCUGACCAUAGGUGAUCCACCCGCCUUGGCCUCCCAAAGUGCUGGGAUUACAGGCAUGAGCCACCGCGCCCGGCCUAACUUUAAUCUUUUGUACAAUUCAAAGCCCUAUUUCACUCCUACACCUAAGUCAGGCUAGAGUUGAAACUCCAGAGCUGCUUUCUCAUGCAGAGAUUCAAGUAGGAAAGAGGAAGAGGCCAAAGGACAAGAGCCAGGUUCUUCCCUAUUGGUUGUUUCUGCUUCUCUAACCGGCACCAGCUGACUGUUGACAUCUUCUGUGUGGUUAGUUUCCUCUUACUGGCUCUUUAGUCAUCUCUCUGGAGAACGCUGGGAGAGACAAAAGAUACUCUCCUCUGCAGAUCCCUUGAUUUGAGGGAUCAGGCUUCCACUUGACCUCUUUCCUCUCCUUUGACUCCAGUGAAAGACAGUCUACCCGGCAACAUCUUGUAGCUGGGAUGCUUUUGCAUGGUAGGUGAGGCUGUUUAUUGAAGUAUAGGUGAAAUGAAAAAUGUUCAGCCACCCCUAGGUGGUAUCCACCCAGCUCAUGGAAAUUUUAUUCUUUCUAUGAAAACAAUGGAAAUGUAAGCAGCUUCUCAGCCAGCUCUCUCAACUCCACCAUCUCUUCCUCACUCAUUUCUCCAAGACCAAACAAUACAACACAUACUCAACAGGCCUGGUGCCUUACCAGCUUUCAGAGGAUAGAUGAUCAUUAAUCUCUUGGUUAAUGAAAAGUGAGGGUUUGGUGAACCUACAGAACUUAGCUAGAAUUUCUUUUAGGGUCUUUCUCCCUUAGCUUUGAGGAGAAGCAUCAGGUAUCCUCCCCCAUGGGAAAAGGGAGGUUAUAGACUCUUCUUAUGAAUAUUCACUCACAGGCAACACAUCUUUGCCAGUUUUUCCUUUAUUUUAAUAGGAUGGCUGGGGUUGGAGUUGGGGAAGACGGAAACCGGCACCCUGCCGUAAACCUAGAACAUUUUGUGCCAUCAGUUUAUGCAUUUGCUGCAAUUCCAGGACAAUGGGGAAAAUCCUGUUUUAUACUAACAACAACAACCAUGAAACUAUACUACUAGUAGCUGACAUUUACUGACUUCUUAUUAAAUGCCAUGCAUGGUACUGAGAGCCUUACAGGCAUUACCUCCUCAAAUCCUCAGGACUAUGAAAUCAUCCCUUAUUAUCUCUAUUUUCCAGGUAAGAAAAUUAAGGUCACCGGCUAUUCUGUAGUAGAGCCAGAAUUCAAACCUGGAGUCUGCCUUUUGAGUUACUAGUGGUGUUUUCCCCCCAGAUUAUGUAUUUUGGGCGUUGAUACGACUGAGUUUCCAUCUUUAGGUGCAUCUUCGCAGGUAUCAAUUGGAGGAACUGGAGAAGAUGCACUGGCGCUGUGAGACAGAAGUCAUUCUCAGCCAGGAGUGUCAUUUUCUCCUUGGAGUCUCUAACUUCAGGAUUCUGUGAUUUGGCCAUAAAUAAUAAAUAUGGUUUAGUAGAGGUUAAUAAAAUGUUUGUUGAAUUACUGCCAACUUUAUUCUAGGUCCUUGUUUCUUUGGUUGUUCUUUUAGGGACUAACUGCCUCUCUGGGAAUUAAUUUCCCAGUGUGGAUUUGAAUUAAUUCCCCCAGGCCACAGAAUUGUAAUCUGGAAGAGUUCAUUCAGCGAAUGGCACCCAGCUUUUCUCUCUCUGGUUUGCCAAAGAGACUGUGAGGCUUUGUUUGAACACAGGCAACAGUGCUGGACGGCAGAUGUUUACAAAUAACAUUUGUUUAAUUGCUUAGGUACUUUAUAAUGUAUUUUUCUCUUAAGCUGUGGAAAACAUCCUUUAUCAGCUUUAAAUCAGAGUAACUUUGGAGGGCCCUUCUGGCUGCCUUUUUUCCUUGUGCAUUGGUCCAGACAGAUGCAGUGAACAAAAAGAAGAGAAAGGGGAAGCUGUUGGCAGUUACCCUCAACUUUGCCUCUUUGUAGCAGCAAGCAGCAAUAUAGAAAUGAGUACCGUUUCCAGUUUUGCUCCCCACCCCCUGAGAAAAAAGCACCCAAACCAGCAGAAAAGCACUCAGAGCCAUCUAGCUGAAAAGACAGUCAAGGAGGGGGAUUGUUUGGUGGCAGCCCCUCUGUAGAAGUACACCUUACAGCAUCUAUAGUCAGUUUCUGAAUUCUGCGAAUUUCUCAGGGACCUGGCAUGGCCUUUUUGGCUGGUACAAGCACUAGUAGAAGGUUUAUGUGAGCAUAAUAAGAGUGCCCAAGGUGGCCUUUUACUCUGCACUGUGACUUCAGUCCCUUACAAGUGCUGCAGAGCGCCUGACUAUUGCACAUUGAGAGGAAGCGGGCAUGUGGUAAGUUGGUCUAGAUUUCAGAUGCCUUCAGGUUUCUAGGGGAAGCCCGCAAGAGGAAAUGGGACUCUCAGAACCACCUUCAGAGAUAUAUUGUGGCCACAGACUCUUCUCACUCUAGCCUCAGCGUGCCAAGCUUUAGGGCCAUUCUCCUCCACCCUUACAUCAUUUCCACUGACGCUUCUGAAAGUACCCACAGCCAGACCUCACCAGGAGAAUUUGAUUCAGUAGGGCUUGAUGUCAAGUGGGAAUUUGCAUCCAUAUAUCAAUCCAUAACAUUUGAGAUGUUCAGCUAUGGUCAGUGUAACCACUACAUUAGUGCUUUCUAAAAUAUGUCACUAAAUAUAUCCUUUGUACGUAACAGUUACGAGAAGGUUCUCUAGAACUAAGAUUCCAAACCUGGCUCUGCCACUUAUUAGCUGUGUGACCCUGGACAAUACACUUAAACUCUCUGUGCCUUAUUUUCAUAAUCUCUGAUAUGGGGAUGGUAGUAUUUACCUCGUGCGGCAGUUUGGGGAUUAGAUGAAUUAUCACAUGUGAAACACUUAGGAUGCAGCAAUCUCUCAAUACAUUGUUAUGAUUUGCCUGUAGAGGAAAGAACAUUUGCUUUGAGGUUUGUUUUGCUGGAUUCACAUAGAAAAACAGAGAAAAUUUCCUUGCUCUACAUCUGGCCAUUACAUAGCAAGAGCCUUUGGAGCUACUCUGGAGUGCCAGUAUAUUGUUUCCUUUUAAUUCUUGCUGUGAUUUAUGUCUCUUCUUCAAAAAACAAGCUUUCUUAUACAACCCAGAUUUUAUAAAAUGUUUUUAUUUUCAAAUCAAUACAAUUUAUUUAAAAAUAAAAAAUAAGUCUUAGGGACUACUUUGGCUUCUCCAGGAGUCAGUCUGAUAGUAGACAAGGCACCAAUCCUCCUGUGACAAAUACACUUAUUCUAGGCAAAUACUCUUAGUAUUUUUUAAGUUUAAUUAGCUUCAACAAAUAUUUGUUAAAUACGUACUAGAUGUGAGGCACUUUUGGUAAAGGGAGGAAAUAAGGGAAAUAAAUCUAACCUUUAUGGAGCAGCUGCUUUAUGCCAAAUACUAUUGUAAGAAUUUCAUAAUCACCCUGUUUAAUAUCUGCAAUGGAUGUGGUUAGCUGUAGUUUACAGAUAAAAACCCUGAGACUCAGAGUUUGUUGCUCUGGCAUUUAUAAAAUCCCAGGCUCUCCUCUUUCCACUGUGCCAUACCAUCUCAGAAGAUUCAAAGAUAAAGAUGGAACAGAGUCUGACCUAAUGAUGGUGUUUUAUAUUUACACAGUCUAUUGUGGUUUAUAGCAGCAUGCAUGUCUACAUUCUGCAUUCUGAUUUGAAUACAGAUCCCGUAACUGCUGCCCUAUCCUGUAUUCCAGCCGACGUUUACAGAGUUGAUCAUAACCUAUGUUUGUAGGGACCUUGAUGCUAUCGGAGUGCUUUUGUCCUACUUCACAUGUUUAUCAUAAUCUUUUGAAGGAAUUAAUGACAAUCCUAGUGAUGGCAAUAUUUAGUAACCAUUUACCAUGUGCCAGGCACUAUGCUAAGAGUUUUCCACAUUGUCUCAUUUAACCCUUAGCGUAGCUGGUAGAUCAUUUUCACAUCUCCAUUUUAUAGAUAAGGCCACUACAAGCAUUAUUGCAGUGCAAAAGUUAAAACUCACAUCCAAGUCUAUCUGCCUCCAGAUCCCCAAAUCUUAAUCACUGUUAUACUAAAAUAUUAUAUGUAUCUAAUUAAUGAAGAAACCAAGGCUCAAAGGGGUUAUGGCCUUGCCCUAAGUAUGUCAGUUAGACUGGGAAUCAAUCUCCCAUCUUCUGAUGAUACACUUCUGAUCAAUAAAGCACACAAAUGCAAUAGUAAAAGGCAGAAUAGGCAACAAAAUAGGAAAAAUGGCAGAUGUGUGGUCCAGUGGGGUCAGGAAAGGCUUAUGAAGAAAGUGAGCUGGACCUAAUAGGAUGAAUAAGAUUUCCAGAAAUAGACAAAACCAGGAAGGAUAUUUCAGAUGAAUGGAAGAGGAUUAGCAAAAUGAGAAGACAUGGAUAGUACAGAAACAAAAACAUGCUAGUGUUAAUUUACCACAAUAUGAGGUGUACCUAGGGUGUUGGGACAUGAGUCUAGAAAGCUAUGUGUGCUUCUGUGCAAGUCUGAAGUAUUAGCUCCUACAUUGUUGGAGAAUGGGGAGCCAUUGAAUGUUUUUGAGCAAGGAAUGUGUCAUGGUCAAGGCCACACUUUCAACAAUUUUAAAAAUUGAUACAUAAUCAUUGUUCAUAUUCACAGGGUACAAGUGAUGUUUUAAUACAUGCAUGCAAUAUGUAAUGAUUAAAUUGGGAUAAUUAGCAUAUUCAUCACCUCAAACAUAUAUUUUUGUGAUGGGAACAUUUCAACUCUUCUAGCUAUUUUGAAAUAUACAAUAAAUUAUUAUUAACUAUAGUCAGCCUACUGUGCUGUCUAACACUAGAACUGAGUUCUUCCAUCUGACUGUAUGUUUGUAUCCUUUAACCUCUCUUCAUCCCUUUUUGCUCAUUCUUCUCAGCUUCUAGUAUCCAUUAUUCUACUCUCUACCUCCAUGAGAUCAACUUUUUUAGCUCCCACAUAUGAGUGAGAACAUACAAUAUUUGUCUUCCUGUGCCUGGCUUGUUUUACUUAAUGUAAUGAUCUCCAGAUCCAUUCAUCUUGCUGCAAAUGACAGGAUUUCAUUUUAGUGUUCCAUUGUGUAUGUAUACACACCAU